Molecule: messenger RNA, 1890 nt
Organism: Closterium sp. Yama58-4
Lineage: Eukaryota; Viridiplantae; Streptophyta; Zygnematophyceae; Desmidiales; Closteriaceae
Source: the annotation of a GenBank genome assembly
AUGGCGAACCUCUCGGUGGCGCCGCAGCUGUCAGCGCUGCAGCUGCGCUCCUCCAUGCGCUCCAACUGCCGCGGCGGCUCGCCCUCCCAGGCCUUCGCCUUCCUCCUCAAAGCCUCCCGCUCAGGGAAGGCACGGCCUGCAUCACGGAGCCGUGGGGGUGGGGCCCGCAGCAACAGCAGCAAGGCGGCGGUGGCCUGGAGGGGGCAACAGAAGAGGCGCCUUUUGUGGAGGCGGCUCAAAGGAGGUGGGGGGCGCAGCAGCAGCAAGGCGCUGGCAUGGAGGGGGAUUAAUGCGAAUGCGAAGAAGCAAGAGAAGAGCCGUCUGUGCUUGUCUCCGUUCGCACCCCUCUCCAAGCUGCUUGGUAUCAGCUGCGAUGGGAAGGAUGUCGUUAUGCAGCAGGCACUGACAGGCGACUUCUACAUCAGGGGAUUCGAGUCCACGGCGUUCUACGGCUGGUUUGGCCUCGUGCUGGCCGUGCAGCGGCAGCCGGUGGUGGUGCACAUAGAGGCAACGGCGACCUCUUUUAGAGCUUACGAUGGGCUGUCCAAGUACCAGGACCCAGCGUGCUUCACGUACAACCUGAACCACGUGGUGCUGCUGGUGGGGUACCGCCUGGUGGGCAAGGACUCGCGCUUCCCCAACAUGGCACCGCCUUAUUGGAUCAUCCGCAACUCAUGGGGACCUGACUGGGGCGAUGGGGGCCACAUGCGCAUGGACAUCCAGGGGGGGGAUGGCGUCUGCGGCAUCAACACACUGCCGGGAAUCUACCCAAUCAUUAGAGCACCAAUGGAUCCAUGCUAUAAAAAAGCCAGGAGCGACGCGUCAGGGUCGCUGUUCAACCCGUGCGGCAGCUUCAGCUGUUCUGUGGAGGGCACCACCAACCGCUGCGACUGCACCGACCCCCGCUUCAUUGAAGCCACCAAUGCUGACGGCUCCCGCACCUGCGCCUAUGUGGACAUGUGUGGGGCGUUGGCUCGCAACCCGUGUGCGGUGGGCACGUGUGUUAAUGACGGGGCGGGGUCGUACUCGUGUGUGUGUCCACCGGGCUUCAGGCAGGGCACCACCGUCGAUGGCACCUUCUCCUGUGCUCCAGGAGACACGCGGUCGCAGUACACGGUGAUGGCGCCCAACGUCUUCUGCUCAGACAUCUACCCCGUCUACGGCCUCACCCGUGACGACUUCACCAAGCUCAAUCCCACUGUGAGCUGCAUCGAGCCCCUGCCAGUAGGCCUGGUGCUCAAUGUCGUGCCCAAGUCCGGACUCGACCCCUGCACCGUCUACUACACCACUGGCCCGGGCGACACGUGCCAGUCCAUAGGAGAGUACUUCAACCUCAACGACUGUCGCAGCAAGGACCCCUCCUGCGCCACGGUCAUGCAGGAUCUCAACCCGGGCCUCACCUGCUUCGGCGGCAUGGAGGUGCAGCCGAACCUGGCGGUGUGUGUGGAGCGGUGGGCAGGGGCGGCAGGGAAGGGGGGGCAGGUGAUACCGGUGUGCUCGCAGUACUACCUGGUGCAGACCGCCGAGACCUGCGAUGCCAUUCGCUCCGUGCCCUCCCCGCCUCUCUCCCCGCUCGACUUCUUCCGCCUCAACCCCGGCAUCAAGUGCAACCGCCUCGUGCCGAGUACUGCAGACCUGGACCUGCACACGGGCUUUGAGGCGUGCAUACAGGUGGCGGGUGAGUACACGGUGGGGAUCUGCCCAAAGAGCAAGGGGCUCACAGCAAGCGGGAGCGACCGCUGCAGCUUCAUCCAGAUAAAAUACUUCAGGGGCAUUCGAGGAUGCUACAAGCGCAUCAAUGGAUACGAGUGCGUCGAUAAGAUACCCUCAGGCGCCAAAAUCUGUCUGCCAGACCAAACCAAGAUUCGCCAAGGAAUCUGCACAAUAUAA